Molecule: messenger RNA, 3105 nt
Organism: Micropterus salmoides (largemouth bass)
Lineage: Eukaryota; Metazoa; Chordata; Actinopteri; Centrarchiformes; Centrarchidae
Product: potassium voltage-gated channel subfamily H member 8-like
Exons: 12
Coding region: 135-2222 (695 amino acids)
Biological process (GO): potassium ion transmembrane transport; regulation of membrane potential
Cellular component (GO): membrane
Molecular function (GO): voltage-gated potassium channel activity
Source: RefSeq, a predicted model, not a curated record
UUUUAAAUGCAGACUUUAUAUUUAAUUGUAGAUAACCAUAGCAACAGCACUUGCACCAGUUCUUUCUAAAAAAUAAUCUAGCUUUACAAUAACUCUACAUUAAACUUACUAUAAAAGAAAAGAAAAUUGAACAAAUGGCUGCCCGGUGGACAGUUUGGCUUCAGAGCAUAAUUGAAAAGCCUUUGAUAACAGAGGUGGAAGUAGUGCAGAAGUCCCGCUUCAUCCUGCUCCACUACAGUAUGUCCAAAGUCCUGUGGGACUGGUUAAUCCUUAUAGCCACUUUCUACGUGGCUGUCAUCGUGCCCUACAACAUCAGCUUCACUAUAUACGAUGAAACCGCCGUAGAAACACACUCCACUGUCGCUACUGAUGUUGUCGUGGAAUUUCUCUUUAUUAUCGACAUUAUCCUGAGCUUCCGCACCACCUAUAUCAACCAGUCAGGGAAGGUGGUGUAUGACUCGCGCUCCAUUAGCAAACACUACGCCACCACCUGGUUCUUAGUGGACCUGGCUGCUUCCCUGCCCAUUGAUCUGCUGUAUGCCGCCCACAUCCCAAUGACCUCCUUCACCCACCUGCUCAAGACAGUACGCCUGCUGCGUCUCCUUCGUCUGCUUCAGAAAGUGGAUCGCUACUCUAAGUACAGCGCCAUGGUGCUGACCUUGCUAAUGUCUAUGUUUGCCCUGCUGGCACACUGGAUGGCCUGCAUCUGGUACACGAUUGGACACAAGGAGAUGGAGGACAGUAAGACCUGGCACAUUGGGUGGCUCAGUGAGCUGGGCAAACGUAUGGAGACUCCCUACACCAACAGCACGGUGGGUGGCCCGACGGCGUACAAUGCCUACAUCACCGCCCUUUACUUUGCCCUGAGCAGCCUGACCACUGUGGGCUUUGGCAAUGUCUCUGCCAACACCGAUGCUGAAAUGAUCUUCUCCAUCUGCACCAUGCUUGUCAGUGUGCUGAUGUACGCCCUGGUGUUCGGUAACAUUUCGGCCAUCAUCCAGCGUACGUACUCACGACAUUCUCUCUACCACACACGCAUGAAGGAACUAAAGGACUUUAUGCGUAUCCACCAUCUGCCCCACCAGUUAAAACAACGCAUUAUGGAGUACUUCGAGACUACAUGGUCGGUCAAUAAUGGUAUAGAUGUCAACAAGCUCCUGCAUGACUUCCCUUUUGAGCUGCGGGCUGACAUCGCUAUGCAGCGGAAUCAGGACAUCAUCCAGCUGCAGGUUUUUAGGGGGGCCAGUCGUGGUUGUCUGCGCUCAAUCUCCCUCCACAUAAAAAACUCCUUCUGUGUCCCCGGGGAGUACCUCAUCUGUCAGGACGACGUGCUGCGAGCCAUCUACUAUGUCUGCUCUGGGUCUCUGGAAGUGCUGAAAGAUACGAUGGUGCUGGAAAGAUUAGAAGCAGGGAACCUGAUUGGAUCUGACCUUCCUGAAACAGACCAGGUCAUCAAGACCAAUGCUGAUGUGAAGGCGCUGACAUACUGUCACAUUCAGUAUAUCAGUGUGCGUGACCUGAAAGAUGUGCUGGUUCUCUACCCCGAGUAUGCCAGUGUGUUUGCCUCACACAUCCAAGACAACCUCACCUACAACCUGCGUGAGGACAGCCAGGAUGAGAAACCCAGGCUCCCCUCUAUUGUGGAAACACAAGGGGAUGAGUCUGACAACUCCGUCCACCUCCCUCCAGCAACACGCUCCCAUUGCAAUCACCUGCUGACCAGCUGCAGCAGCCUUGUUGGCCUUCACAGGCAGAGCUCAACCCCUCAGUCACCGUCAAAAAAAGAGAACAGCACCGCCCAGGGAGAGUCAGCGGCUGAGCAAAAGCCUUCACAGCGGCUUAUCCCAACUGUCACCUGCUUUGGACCCCCAGAUCUUGGUCCCAGGGUUGUGGAGAGAACUGAAGACCAUGGACACAUGUUCCAUUUCAACAUGGAGCGCACCGGGCCUAGGGCCAGUACAGGAGGCAGCACCCACGAGUCCACUCAGGCUAAUGUUACUCUGCUGCUGGAGCCGGAGGAGGUCGGACAGAUCAUUAGUCAACUCAACAACAAGAUUGAAAACCUAAAUCAGGAUUUGUAUGAACUCACCAGAGGCCGGUACCACCAGAUGCAUCUCCUCCACACCCACGCAUCUGUGCAUCACUACAGAGACUCCCACGACUCAUACCCAAAUGGUGUCCAGGCCUCCCACAGCCCCCCAACACAGUCCACAAUCCUUUAACCACCUCCACAACGAUCCUAGGAGCCAUGAAAGUGCAAGCCAGACCCUCAUCAGCCAGUCCCAGCUCACUUUGUGCCUGCAGCCUCCCUGUGAUGGUGAUGAAUACUAUAGCCUUUCGUCCAGUGCCCCUACAAGUAGGCAUACAUCCACACACAGCCUGCAAGACUCAUCAUCCAAUUCUUACACCUCCAUCUACGAAAUCGAGGACUCACACCCCUCAAUCUACACUGUGUCUGCCUCUCCAUCCACGUUGCCAGACCACCCUCUUGGAUCCUCCCUAUAUUCAGGAUCACUGUGAUCGGAUGCUGUAGAGUCCCACCUUUCACUCUGCGACCCAUCUGUCAUAGAACUCAUCACAUAACAUUGAUUUUUUAUUGUUUUAAAUUGAAUGUUUUUUUAUUAGUUCAUCAUGUCUUAUUUAUAAUUCUAAUGAACAUCUCCAAUUGUAUGCCUUAGAAGAUCUGAAUACAUUUGCUUUGUUUUUCUGUAGUUUUAAUUUCACUCCACAAAAAAACGUUCUCAUGGAUCUACAAUUCAAUAAAUAUGACAUAGCUGCUGAUAAGUUAAACAUAAAUAUUUAGCCGAAAAGUGGUCCACAUGAAAUAUUGUUGUUAUUGUUAAUUGUACUGUUAUUAAUUUACAAAAUAUGAAUGCCUCCUGGUCAAAAAACACAUUAACUCAUUGUACUGGAGUAUAAUGUCUUUUUUCUUUUUCUUUUUUACUGUUAGUCUGUUGAUGUUUAUCCACAAGGUUUUAGAGUUGUGGUGUAUUUUAAAAUGAGUGAAUUAUUUUAAUUAAACUUAUAACAUUAAAAAAAUGUCAUUCAUCCAUUUACUGUGAAGAAGAAACUGCAACUUGAAUAAAUUCUCAGAGCAACACAGAA